This is a messenger RNA of Spodoptera litura, 2084 nucleotides long. RefSeq lists its product as uncharacterized. NCBI's taxonomy places the organism in Eukaryota, Metazoa, Arthropoda, Insecta, Lepidoptera, Noctuidae. The record is from RefSeq and is a predicted model, not a curated record.
GUAACCGAGUUAAUUUUAAUCAACUUUAAUAUACAUUUAUGUACGUAAAAUAAUGAUUUUAAUCGCCUUUAUCAGUGUGUUACUCCCUGUGUUUGAUGUGUCUGUGGCAUAUAUUGGACUUGAUGAUAUAUACGCCAAAAUUACCUUAAUUGAAAGUACGAAUGAAGACAACAAAAAGCUCAAUGACAUUUUUGAAAAUGCUUGUGGCAAAUAUUAUGAAAUAGAUCGUUGGAGUGAGUCUAAUCUAAAAUAUCAGUUACCCCACGCUGUUAUACACUUCGCCGUCCCUGGUUCUUACAAUUACAAUCAUGAUAAGGUGAAAGGUAAUUUCGUGUAUGCCGGCAGUUUUACCGAUCCAAAUGAGAUAAAUUGCUUCAAGAAUGUCGACAAUGAAGUUUACUGCAACGAAACUGCUAAUCUUGUUAACGUUCAUCUAACGCAGCUUGAUGAUGGGUCUGUGUUCAACUUCGUUCAGAGCUUCCAGCUAGAUCGCAUUCAUUCUCUCACUGAAGAAAGAUGCAGACCAGGCUUCAAGAGUAUUGACAAUUUGAACACUGUUAUUAUUUGUCAGACAUUGAAGACAAACUUUAUGACUCUCAAAAAUAACUAUAACAAAUUUGAUAUUAAUAUAAUUCAAACUGAUGACAGUUCCUGUAAUGAAACUAUCAAAGAUAACCAACAUCAGCUCCUUGCGAUACUGAGAGCUGAACCUAAAGUUGAUACACAAAUACCAACUGUGUUAUUGAGGACUUCUUAUAUAUCCUCUGAGGAUAGAACAGGAUUGCCAAAUUCCAUGAACUUAGUUCCUUGGCCAUUAUUGAAGUUUGGAAUUUUGAAGUUUAUACAGAAUGUUGGUUGGCAAAGAGUGGUAGUAGUGUCUGAUGAUUCCGAGUUUAGCGUCGCCUUUGAAAAAGAGUUGACGGAUUUAUUGCACAAGGAAAAAAUUGUGUUCGCUUCUAUUCGAUGUGAUAGUGCCGAGUGCAGUUUAGGAAGUCUAACAAUAAAAUUGAGAAAAGCCUCACCAAUGAUAGUCAUCGCUAACAUGGAGAAGGGUAAUGAUGUAUUUGAAUUAAUAUCCAAAACCAGGCACUCUAAAAGCAGUCACUCUAAAACCACGUGGAUUUUAAGGGAUAUGAAAGACACAGAGUUGAAUUUACUGAAUGAACAGAUAUCACAAUUAUCACAAAAUAUAAACGUGUUCUCAGUCAGUUUGCGUUCGCAUAACUCUAACGACUACAACUGUGAUAAUAUGGAUAAUGAUAUCAGAAAUGGUGUUGCAAUCAUCGCUGACGCCUAUAUUAAUCGACACAACAUCAAUAGUUUUACUGACAAAACGAAGAAAAAUGAAUUUUACAGAUUAUUCGGAGAAAAGAUGAAUGAAGUAAAAAGAAACGAAGCUAUUGUGUGUGUCAAGAGAGUAUCACCAAAACAUCAAUUGGUAUCAACAAUGUACGUUAACGAUAGCGGAGCUGUAGUGCGUAGUUUUAAACAACCUUUCAAGAAAGUUCCAAAAGACUCGCCAUUUUGCCUGGCUUAUAGUUACAAAUAUUUCUAUCCCUGCGAUUACGUCCGGCCUUUAAUCUUUUUGUUUGUAGUUUUUAUGUUUCUGAUGACUGUCUGUUGGCUUACAUGUUUCUUUGAUAAAACUACGCCUCUGAACCGAAAUAAUUACUAUCGACAUUUUGAUUAAUUUCUUUAAUAAAUUAUUAUGUUUGCGACGACCGUCGCGCUGCUACUGUAGUAUCGGUACCAGUAGCAGUGCGUCAGUCGCCGCGUCGAGUACCAUGGAAUGCUGCUCGUGAAUAUGAGCCUCUAUCAUGGCUUGAAACCAGUCAAGUUCCUCGUCAAACAGGUACGUGAGUAAGCCGAAAAAAUAAUAAUUAAUUUAGUAUGGCUCACGAAAGUUUUAAUAUAAUUUAUUUGAUUAUUGUUAGAAAAGUAAACGUUAGCCAUAACUUUAAAUUACCAAAUGACAAAAAGACCAAUGCACAAUGUGUUAUAAUUGGUUUCCAUUCGUGUUGUUAUGUUUAUCAUGUCAUUAUGUAAGCGAUACAAUACUGUGUAAGGAUCUAUGUAUAAGAAAA